CGUGUAGCGUGAGCCGCCCUAAGCACUCAGAAGGGGAGCAACUGAAACAAGCGCGCAUAGAAUCAUACACGUAAUGCUACUGCUAAUUCCGCAAAACACAUUGAGUCGCUUUAAGGCUACAGACGGUUGGUUGUCGAGCUAGUAGGAGCACGUCUCCGUCUGGCAGCAAGCUAACAAAUACUAGCGUUAUGCCAUUCUUCUAGAGAAGCUAACGUGUUAGCGUUAGCCAUCCGCUGCAGGGUUCGCUACUGGUAACUAGCUGCGAAAGCCUUGACACAGGGAGCUAAUUAACGCUGCACACUUUACGAUGUCGGAGCCCGUGUUGGGUAUUUACGUUUAUGCUUCCCCAUAAACGGGUUUACGAAACGUCACGGUUAAUGUAAUUACUCGAUGAUGCAGCUAGCCUACAGCUUCCACGUAGCCGCGUCGCUGCUAGUGCUGUGUGCUUGUUGAGCAAAGACGCCCUUUAUUGCGGCGCGGCGGCGGCGUUAACGCGGUGCUCGACGUCGUUACUGCGAGCGGAGGGAGCGACACCGAGCCCCCGCUUGCUGGUUCUGCUCACGCGUUCGACCUAAGCGGGCGAGCAGGUCACGAUGAGCCCGGUCUGCGUUAACGCUAGCCUGCAACAGCACAGCUAACGUUGGCUACCGAUUCGGCCAGCUAGGAGGCUAAUGUUAGGUCAUUAGACUAAUUAAUCCGAGACUAAGUGGAACGAAGAACCCAUCGAGGCCGGAUAAACAUGGCUUCGGAGGAGGCAUCUCUGCGCGCACUCGAGAGCCUGAUGACUGAGUUCUUUCACAGCUGCACAACCAAUGAGCGGAAAAGAGAAAUUGAAGAGCUGCUGAACAACUUUGCACAGCAGAGCGGAGCGUGGCGCCACUGCUUGUUCUUCCUUUCGAAUACUCGCAAUGAGUAUGUGAUGAUGUACAGCCUCACCGUGUUUGAGAAUCUGGUGAAUAAGAUGUGGAUUGGUGUUGCUUCACAAGACAAGAUGGAGAUUCGCAGCUGUUUGCCCAAACUCCUCCUUGCUCAGCACAAAUCAGUGCCCUAUUUCAUCCGUAACAAACUCUGUAAAGUGAUUGUGGACAUUGGCCGCCAGGACUGGCCAAUGUUCUACCAUGAUUUCUUUACAAACACCCUUCAGUUGAUCCAGUCUCCAGCUUUGGCGCAGUUGGGUUUGGUGAUGCUGAAGACCACGUCAGAGGAACUUGCAUGUCCUCGUGAAGACCUGAGCGUCGCCAGGAAAGACGAGCUUCGCAAACUGCUGCUGGAACAGGUACCGACGGUGCUUGGACUACUAACAGGUAUUUUGGAGACCUACUGGGACAAGCACAGCGUCAUAGCUUCCACCCCACCCCCCUCACCCACCUCAGGAGAAAGUGUGGAAUUGCUGGGCAGUUUGUUUCAGGGCAGCCAGUAUUCAAAGCUGCUUUGCCAGCCCAUGGCAGCGUUGGACAGUGAGAGUCAGCAGCUCUGUUGUCUCGUGUUGGAGUGUUUGGCCCACCUCUUCAGUUGGAUCCCCCUGUCUACGAGCAUCACCCCCACCCUGCUGGCGUCCAUUUUCCAUUUUGCACGUUUCGGUUGUGAUCUUCGAACAAAGCACAAGACAGGACCCUUUAUUUCCUCCAACUCCUCUUCCUCUAACGGACACCUUGACCCUAGGACAGUUCCGCCAGCGUCCAACGGAGGGGGGAGAAACGGACAGAGCGAGGGCAGUAAGGAGGAUCGCGCUCGGCUUGGUGUACUCGCCAUGACUUGUGUCAAUGAACUCGUGUCAAAGAACUGUGUGCCAAUGGACUUUGAGGAGUACUUGCUGCGCAUGUUCCAGCAGACGUUCUUUCUCCUGCAGAAGCUGACGAGAGAAAAUAACGCACACACAAUUAAGAGCCGCCUUCAGGAGCUUGAUGAGAGUUACUUGGAGAAGUUCACAGAUUUCCUACGCCUGUUUGUCAGUGUUCAUUUGAGGCGGAUCGAGUCCAGCCCUCAGUUUCCAAUUGUAGAUUUUCUUGCCCUCCUGUUUAAAUACACUUUUAACCAGCCAACUCACGAAGGCUAUUUUGCCUGUUUGGAUAUUUGGAGCGUGUUUUUGGAUUUUCUAACAACCAAAAUCAAAAGCAGAUUAGCAGAGAGAGAAAGUGUCCUAGACAGGUACAAAGACGCCUUAGUUCUACUGUUAAGAGAAGUUCUGAAUCGUAUCCAGUUCAGAUACAAUCAGGCCCAGUUAGAAGAGCUUGAUGAUGAGACUCUGGAUGAUGAUCAACAGACAGAGUGGCAAAGGUACCUGCGUCAAAGUCUGGAGGUGGUUGCCAAGGUGAUGGAGCUGCUCCCAUCCCAUGCGUUUUCUACUUUGUUUCCAGUUCUUCAAGAAAAUCUGGACGUAUACCUGGGUUUACAGCAGUUUAUUGUCACUACUGGCGCAAGUCGAAGGCUCAAUAUAACUGCAGAGAAUGACUGCCGGAGACUCCACUGUUCUCUCAGGGACCUCAGCUCCCUGCUCCAAGCUGUUGGCCGCUUGGCUGAGCAUUUCAUCGGGGAUGUUUUCGCUGCACGUUUCAGUGAUGCCCUGGCAGUGGUGGAGAGGUUGGUUGAAGUCACCUGCUAUGGCUCCCAGACCAGCCUCUAUGACCUGGAAACAGCUGUGCCUUCUGUGCUCAAGCCUGACCUCAUUGAUGUGCACUCACAGGCUCUCGCUGCUCUGCAGGCCUACUCUCACUGGCUUGCACAAUUCUACAGCGAGGUGCACAAUCAGAAUCAGAGCCAGUUCCUCAACCUCAUCACAUCUGCGAUAGACGUCACCAGCCCACUGAUCACAGCAAAGGUACCUGAAAAGCUGCUGCUCUCAUCGUGCCAUCUGAUGGUUAGCAUCACGUCUACUGUGCGGCCUGUGUUCUUGGUCACUUUGCCCGCUGUUCAGAACAUCUUCAACCUCAUGACUACGGAGAAUCACACACACAGACUUCCUCAAGAGGCUCGGAUAUUGGUGUGUAGGGCUUUAUCCAACAUGCUGCUGCUUCCAUGGCCAAACCUACCAGAGAACGAGCAGGAGUGGCAGACGCGCUCCAGCAACCACGCCAGCCUGCUGACGGCUCUCACUCGAGAAUAUCGUAUUUUAAGAGGGACCGUCAUUACUUCAAGGCAACCUGCUCUGGAUAACAUGAAAGCAGUGAUACAGCAGACCCUACCUGUGCUCAGAGACAUAGUGGACAGCAUCUCUGGGGAAUCUACCAAAUCACGCCAGAUCUGUUACCAGAGUCUCCAGGAGUCUGUCCAAGUGUCCCUCAAUCUUUUCCCUGCCUUUAUCCAACAUUCAGACGUAACCGAUGAGAUGUUGGCCUUCUUCCUGACGCUGUUUCAGGCUUUGCGAGUCCAGAUGGGUGUUGCCUUCACGGGACAGAUCAUCCACACAUUUCUCAGCAUGUUCACCAGGGAACAGCUGGCAGCCAGUAUUUUGCAAGAGGGCAGUGCAGGGUGUAGAGUGGUGCAGAAGUUUCUGAAAAUUCUGCAGGUGGUGGUGCAAGAGCCGGGUCAAGCUUUCAAGCCCUUCCUGCCCAGCAUCCUCUCUCUGUGCAUGGAGCAGGUUUACCCAGUGGUGGCAGAGCGAUCUUCACCGGAUGUCAAGUUAGAGAUGUUUGAGUUGCUUUACCAAAUACUUCACCAAAACUGGAGGUACUUCUUUAAAACGUCAGUCUUAACAAGCGUCCAAAGAGGAGCUGCCGAAGACACAAUGGAAAACGAGGCCCAGUUCAUCGCUGCCAUGCAGGCUUUUGGUCAGUCUUUCCUGCAGCCUGACAUCCACAUCUUCAAGCAGAAUCUCUCCUAUUUGGAGUCACUCAACAGUAAGCACAAGCUGUAUCACAGAAAGCUGUUCCGGACCUCCAUGCUUUUCCACUUCAUCAACGUGCUGCUGCAGGUCCUGCUCCACAAAAGCCACGACCUUCUCCAGGAGGAAAUCACCCUCGCCAUUUACAACAUGGCCUCUGUGGACUUCGAUGCCUUUUACUCGGCCUUCAUGCCGGAGUUCCUCAAUAGCUGCCAGGGUGUGGACACCAGUCAGCGCGCUGUUCUCGCACGCAACUUCAAGCUGGAACGGGAUUUGCCUUCGUUCACUCAAAGUGUGCAGCGGCUGGUAAAUGACCUUCGCUACUACAGACUGUGUAAUAGCAGCCUGCCCACCGGCACCAUCAAACUAUAGCACAAGGACUGCUUGAGCCACUCCACGCGUCAAGUAUGGACUUUAGGGACAGACCGACCACUUUGCCCAGUCACUCCAGUUCCGCUUUGCUCCACCUGUUCAGAAGAACAGGACGGGAUGACACUUACAGUUGUGUUGUUGGAGGCUGAGGAUGCUGCUGUUUUGCUGUAUUGGUUGGCGCGUUACCAUUUUAUUUUUUUUAAAGCGCCCUCCGUUUUGUGUUGCCAAUGAACGUUUGGCAACAAACAUGAACCUGGUCUGCAGUUGGCUUUCGCCCAGACCUGGAGCUGUCUGAGCCAGGCCUUCUUUCCCACGCCUCCGCCACAACGCUGGGGCUGGGACUGAGCACUUUCAACUCAUUUUGAGUUUUUAAAUGUCUGCUUUUAUUCAUUUUGCCUUUGAUUUAUUUUAUCUCCAAAGGAGAUAAACUCUCAACUUAAGGUCUUUCAUAUCAUUCCAUUCUAAGAGAGAAACCCUGCUUGAUUAAAUAAAGUGCUUUUUUUUAAAUGAA
Molecule: messenger RNA, 4703 nt
Organism: Betta splendens (Siamese fighting fish)
Lineage: Eukaryota; Metazoa; Chordata; Actinopteri; Anabantiformes; Osphronemidae
Gene: xpo6
Product: exportin 6
Exons: 24
Coding region: 740-4192 (1150 amino acids)
Biological process (GO): protein export from nucleus
Molecular function (GO): nuclear export signal receptor activity; small GTPase binding
Source: RefSeq, a predicted model, not a curated record